Molecule: messenger RNA, 1380 nt
Organism: Auanema sp. JU1783
Lineage: Eukaryota; Metazoa; Nematoda; Chromadorea; Rhabditida; Rhabditidae
Source: the annotation of a GenBank genome assembly
AUGACAACUUUCUUGUCAACUGCAGACGAUGCCUUGAUAGCUGAGUAUGAUAAUGAAGACGAUGAGGAAAUGUAUAACAAUUACUAUAAAGACACGAAGUACCAGUUACUAGAUGAAGCUAUAAUUCCCACCAAUUUUAAUGCCCAAAAAGAAGUACGAGAGUGCCGAGUUUGUUCUGAUCGAAGCGAUGGAGCUCACUUUGGAAUUGAUUCAUGUCGCGCAUGUGCUGCCUUUUUUAGAAGAUCUGUUGUUAUGUCCAAAACAUAUGUUUGUCGACAGGGUGGAAAUAACUGUGUGAUAAAUAAAUCUGUAAGAUGUAUGUGCCGUAAAUGCAGAAUGAGAAAAUGCUUGGAAGCCGGAAUGUUACCUGAAAAUGUACAAAAUCGUCGUGAUCCUAUCAUUCCUCGAAGGCAGGACGAAAACAAUUUCCAUCAAAUCGCAUCUUCAUCUGCUACGGACAUGGCCAUAACUUCUCCAAGUCCUUCAGAAAAUGAAUCAGCUAGAAAUUUAUUCGUAAAUACACCUUCAGUCAACUUUCCCUCUUACCCUCCGUUGAAAUGCAACGUUGAUGAACCUAGCUUGCUUAUUAAGAUCCGAGAUGGAUACAGGAACUUAUGCGCGGUGAGGAGAGGAAUAGAAUUAUCGAUGAAUCCAGAAUCCAUCAAAGAUUUUUUCUCCCAAGAAAUGGAUAGUGAGAAGUUCACACCGGCAACGACGAGGAAGUGCACGCAGUUUUACCGUAAACAUAUGCCCUCCAUAUCCGGUUUCGUAAUGGAUACUUUCGAUGAUUUUAGAAGUUUAGAAGGAGAUGACAAGAGAAAUAUAUUUCACGCUUUCCUUCCUAAUUUAUGGACAAUAGACGGUGCAUAUAGAACAUAUAAGCUGUACUCAGAGAACCGUAUAGACAACUUUUCAAAGUAUAUGAUCACUGAGACAACUUACAUAGAUUUAGAGAACCUUGAUUUGUUUCUCGCAGACGCUCCUACAACGAAAACAUCAAAGUCCAACUUGGUUUCAAUGAUGAAACAAUCCUUAAAUGGUCCAAAACUCAAAGCAUUAAUUUAUAUGAAAGAGAUUUCAAUAACAGAGGAGGAGUUGGGAGCCGUCAUUGCUUUGUUAUUAUGGAAUCCAAAUAUUGACAACUGUUCACCUGAAGUAUCCAACUUCAUACGCGAGUGUCGAGGCAAAGUCUUCCAGCAGUUGCACUUAUUGUACAAAUAUAACAAGUUGGACAAUUAUGCAGAGAGAAUUGGUGACAUCAUGUGUCUUUUUACCUGUGUUUUACAUCAAACAACUCGAAUGAGGGAAGAUAUGGAGUUGUUUAACAUCUUUGACGUUUUCGCAGAAGACUCAUUCAUUUACAAUAUCAUAAGGCAGUGA